Molecule: messenger RNA, 2673 nt
Organism: Amborella trichopoda
Lineage: Eukaryota; Viridiplantae; Streptophyta; Magnoliopsida; Amborellales; Amborellaceae
Source: RefSeq, a predicted model, not a curated record
ACUGCAUCCAAAAUUAAAAUAUCUGUGUAUUAUUUAAAUAUAUUUCAUAUAUCAUGAACCAAAAAAUAUUACCAGACCUAGACACAUACCUCAAUAGUCCUCAUGUCCAAGAUUUGGACCGAGACCCAACCCAUCGGGUUUAAAAGGCCCAUACUGAGACCCAGAUCAAAUCUACCCCUCAGGUACUGGGUGGGGUCAAAAAGAAGGGAAUCCCCUCAAUUCCCUCUUGAUCACGCUUUCACCACUCUUCACCUACUCUCUCAUGGCUAUUUAUUUAUUUGUUAUUUUCCUCACCCUUAAAACUAACUAACUGCCCACCUCGAGUUUCUUCAAUUCACAAGAACCUACUCUUGUUGUGAAACGCCAAGAGAGUUUUGAUCUUUCAAACUAUGAUAUAUCUAUUUCCCCUACAAAUAAUAUAGAAAGGAAAAGGAAAGAGAGAAGAAAGGUUAUACAGGCUCAUGUGGCAGGUAUGAACAUCUUUUCCUUUGCCCCGCCUUUGAUGACCCAGAUUCUAGAGAGAGAAAUUGCACUCUGAAACCCCCUCUGAUCACCCAGAUUCCCUUAAUAAUUCUUAUUACUAACCACAAUUUUAUUUUAGAGAGAGAAAUUGCAUUUUUAGCUGCUCCUUUGCACGUUUAAUUCUUCAAUCUGCAAUUUUGUUUUCAUGAAGAGUUGAGAGGUGGAAAAAGAUGAACAGUGGGUACUUCCAAGAGCGUUUGAGAGCCCUUUUAGCUACUAAGCGCUGGGACUACUGUGUGUAUUGGAAACCCAGCAACGACUAGAGGAGUAUUGAAUGGGUGGGGUGUUGCUGCGGGGGAGCUACUGAAAAUGGACAUAGUGAGAAUGGUUUGGUGGGGUCUUUUGCAUCUAAAUUUUAUUGCAGGGAUACAGUUUUACCCCACCCACCCACCCAGUCCUGCCACCUUCUCUUGGCGUCGCCUACCUCCAUCCCUUUGGACUCUGCUGCUGUUGGGUAACCUAACCAACCAAUUUCAUUGAUCGAUUGAUUCGGGUCCACCUUAAUUCUUAUUCUGUCAAAAAAAAUCAGGGUUUAUGCACAGGUGCUUUUGUCCGGGCAAGCCAGAUGGAUUAAUAAUAAUACUCAACCCACCCACCUAACGGAUUGCAGUGAAGUGGGGGCUAAUACAAAUAAUAAUAAUACAAGGGCAUUCAUUCCGGUUUCUGGAGGAGGCCUUGUGGAGCUGUUUGCUUGUGAUAAUGUAUCAGAGGAUCGUGAGGUGAUUGAGUUUGUUAUGGAGGAGCAGUGGCCUGCAAAUUGGCCCCUUGAACACCCUCUCCAUCAAGAAUCUUGGCAGCAGCAGAGGCAGGAAGCGAUGAUGAUAUCUUCUUCUUCAUCUUCCGCCAUAAAGGAAAUACCUUUCCAUUUCUCAUCGGAAAACUUAGCCAGAAACCACCAAAGUUUCGAGCCCCAAUCCCCCACAGACCUACAGGAAGAUUAUGAAAGAAGAUACUACCACCGUCACCACCAAAUGCUCGGCAGCAGGCAAAAGGACUUCCAUCACCACCCCCCAUGGACUGGUGUCCCUUCUCCUUUGGAUUGGGGGUCGUAUGGCCAACAGCAGUUGAGGAACAACAACGUUCUCUUUGAUGGCUCUGCCGACUCCACGCUCUCAGAUGACAUGAUGAAGCCUCCAAUCUCCUUCCCCAAUCUUAAAUCGACAUCAUCCUCAUCACAGGUGACGUAGGAGGUGAGCAGAGGGGUGACUCUUAUCUCUGACUGCAGCGAGGAUGAUGACGAAUAAAAGGGAAAGCCUGGAAGGAAACAUCAGUCUAAGAACCUGGUGGCUGAGAGGAAGAGAAGGAAGAAGCUUAGUGAAAGGCUCUAUGCCCUCCGCUCCCUCGUGCCCAAGAUCACCAAGAUGGACAGGGCAUCCAUCUUGGGUGAUGCCAUAGAGUAUGUAAAGGAGCUGCAGAUGCUAGUGAAGGCGCUGCAGGAGGAGUUGGAUGAGACAACUGAGGAAGAGCAGCAACAGCAACAGCAAGGGAACGAAGGCGAUGGUGUUGCUCCUUCGGCUACGACCCCUUCCUCUGAUAGCAACAACCAUGGCGGCUUGAACGUCAUGGAGGAGCGGGUUGAGGAAUCCUCAUCCACUACUCAUCACCUGCUGCAUAUCCCCAACAUCAACAAUGACUCUUCCGAUGACAAGGCUCAACAGCAGCAAAUGGAGGUUCAGGUUGAGGUGAACCAAGUAAGCGCCCAUGAGUUCAACCUGAAGAUAUUUUGCAAGAAAAGCAGUGGUGGUUUUGCGAGGCUAAUGGAGGCCAUGGAUGCCUUGGGCCUCGAAGUAAUCCACGUUAGUAUCACUACUUACAUGAGCCUCGUUCUUAAUGUCUUCAAAGUCGAGGAUAACGAAGCUAUACAGGCAGAGCAUGUGAGGGAUUCACUUCUGGAGCUCACCUACAAUCCCAAUGGCUGGCCUUCCCCUGUACAUAAAUUGUAGCAUGUCCACUUACGCGAGCUUCCGCCACCAAUCGGCGCCGCCAACUUCUCCAACACCCAUAUUUGAUAUGGUUGUUUCAUAUAUAAUGCUUUGAAUAUUUUAGUCUAAGAUUUUUCUUCUUUCUUGAAAUUAACCAUAUCAAGCAGUUUUAAAUCACUCACUUUGUCUGAAUUAUGAACUUAAUUUGUUUAAACCAAUGGUUUAAAGA